Molecule: messenger RNA, 855 nt
Organism: Cetraspora pellucida
Lineage: Eukaryota; Fungi; Glomeromycota; Glomeromycetes; Diversisporales; Gigasporaceae
Source: the annotation of a GenBank genome assembly
AUGUCUUACAUCAAAAACAUUCAGAGCUUAGCCGAGUAUCAAGAACUUAUUGCUUCACCAAAACUAACUGUGGUGGAUUUUUAUGCAACUUGGUGUCAACCAUGCCAUAUGAUCGCGCCUACUUUUAAUGAAUUAAGCUCAAAGUAUAGACAUGCUAACUUUGCGAAGGUUGAUGUUGAUCAAUUAAACGAUGUCUCUACUACAGCUCAAGUCAGAUCAAUGCCGACAUUCAAGUUUUUUAAGAACGGUCAACAAAUUGCGCAAUUGGUAGGUGCCAAUGGUGAAGAACUCAAAAGGCUCGUUGCGCAGCAUGUGGGGUCACCUGAAGAAUGUGGUUCGAGUUCACUGAAUAUUCAGGGUCAUACGGAUAUAAAUGAAUUUAUCACACUCAAUCAAGUUGAUUGUCUUAACCUAAAAGAAAAUCACGUAGCUAAAAGUAUUUUCACUAAAGACGACACAUAUAUUGAAUCGGAUGUCGAUGAACAGCUCUUGAUAUCUGUUCCAUUUAAUCAAGCUGUUAGACUUCACUCAAUAAAGCUUGUCGCAAAGGAUAUUGAACACGCUCCAAAGACGAUCAAACUUUAUGCUAACAGAAUCAAUAUCGGUUUCGAUGAAACAGAUUCUACUGAGGAGACACAAUUACUCCAAUUGGCUCUGAAAGAUUACGAAGAAAAUGUUGUCAUUCCAUUAAGAUUUGUUAAAUUUCAAAGUGUGACGAAUAUUAUUGUAAGUUUUGGCAUUGUAACCUAUAACUUUGGAGAUCAAGAAACAACUUCUCUUAAAGAAUUGAUAUUUAUCGGAUCACCAGUCGAAACGACCAAGAUGGAAAACUUAAAAAAAAUCGGUAGCGAUUAA